Molecule: messenger RNA, 627 nt
Organism: Wyeomyia smithii (pitcher-plant mosquito)
Lineage: Eukaryota; Metazoa; Arthropoda; Insecta; Diptera; Culicidae
Exons: 2
Coding region: 136-588 (150 amino acids)
Source: RefSeq, a predicted model, not a curated record
GCAAUUGCAGACAUUUUUCAAAAACAUCUGGCAUCUCUGAUGUAUAUAAAUAAUUGAAACCUGCUUCUGUAAAUUUAUCUAACUUAUAGAUUUCUAUUUUGUAUUAGUAUUAAAUUUAAAAAUUCAGGUCUCAUUAUGCUGAAAUUUUCACUUUGUCGGAGUUUGCUCAAAGUACGCACGUAUCAGUUUGCUGUUCAAUCAAAGUUUAAUACAAAAUUCACUUGUAAAAAUUCUGACCAUAAAACUAAAAACGAAUCAGAGAUUGUGAAGCAGGAACCUAUCAAGUACUUUGGAAGUCCGACGGCUCGUUGGAAGGCCGAGCAUACCAGGAGUGGUCCGAUAAACGAACAUGCUCCUUGGUACCAACCGUAUGUUGUAAUAGCUAGCGUAUCUGUGUUUUUAAUUUAUUUUUGCAUUUUACGCGAAGAAAACAAUAUAGAUCGAGAUCUUGAACGAUCACUCUAUGACCAUAUACCGUGGUUAGAACAUAAACAAUUAGUGCUGAAUUAUCACUAUAACAAAGAAAACGGUUUGAGCACAAUUGAAAUCGAGCAAAGGAUGAAAGAACUAGGGAUUGAGAUAAAUUAGGGUUUUUACCACUUUCAUAGUAAAUUUAUUUCUUGAGCA